AUGGCACCGGAGCAACAACAUCCUCAGACGCUGCUACACCUCUUCGAUUCUUUGUGGUUCCAACACCAAAUUCUCGCCUCGAAAAACCCAACCUCAAUUUCCUCAAAUUCAAACCCGACACCCCAAGAAGAUGCCGAGAAUCCCAAGCUUUCUAGAACCCCAACUUUCAUCUCCAGAUCUUUCAGCGACCAAUGUUUGAGCUCCAACGACAGCUUAUUAGAUUCCGAGGUGCCCUCUCCCAAGUCCGUUCUUCUCGAAUCUUCCAAGCUCCAGCCCAUUCUCUCCGGCAAGGAGUACAUCGGAAUUUCCGAGGACGCCGGCGGCAGUUUCACCAAGAACGGAGAAAAUUGCAGCGGGAGGAGGAGGAAGAGAAGGAAGGAUGGUAGUGGGAACAGUAAGAGCUUAUCCGAGCUUGAAUUUAAGGAGCUAAAAGGGUUUAUGGAUCUAGGGUUUGUGUUCUCGGAUAAGGAUAGGGAUUCAACCCUAGUUUCGAUUAUCCCUGGGCUGCAGAGACUGGGAAGAGAAGGUGUAGAAGAAGAAGGGGAGAAGAAGGGGAUUGCAGUUUCAAGGCCGUACCUUUCUGAAGCAUGGGAUGUUAUGGGAGAAAACAUGAAGAAUCAGAAUUCAUUAGUGAAUUGGAGAAUUCCAGCUUUUGGUAAUGAAAUGGACAUGAAAAACCAUCUUAGAUUCUGGGCUCAUACUGUUGCAUCUAGUGCUAGAUAA
Messenger RNA from Ipomoea triloba (trilobed morning glory), 723 nucleotides. RefSeq lists its product as uncharacterized. The record is from RefSeq and is a predicted model, not a curated record. Lineage: Eukaryota; Viridiplantae; Streptophyta; Magnoliopsida; Solanales; Convolvulaceae. The transcript has a single exon. The coding region runs from base 1 to 723 and encodes 240 amino acids.